Messenger RNA from Pieris rapae (cabbage white), 1868 nucleotides. RefSeq names its product venom acid phosphatase Acph-1. The coding region runs from base 121 to 1281 and encodes 386 amino acids. The record is from RefSeq and is a predicted model, not a curated record. Gene Ontology annotation, molecular function: phosphatase activity. NCBI's taxonomy places the organism in Eukaryota, Metazoa, Arthropoda, Insecta, Lepidoptera, Pieridae. Gene Ontology annotation, biological process: dephosphorylation. The transcript is spliced from 8 exons.
UAGCACACGAGGAGACAAAAAGGAAUGUUUUAAGACGUCCGUGACAGUUGGAUAAAGCGACUCACGCGCAGACAACGCGCAGUCGUGUUGCUACCAAUUGUUUUUUUCACAACCUUGGAAAUGUACCGGUACAUCGUGCUAGCCAUUUUUGUGAUAGGUUGGGCGCAGUGUAACGUGAUCAAUGAAGAUGACGAAAAUGAACUCCUUAUGGCAUUUCUGGUGAACAGACACGGUGAAAGGACGCCAGAUUCUGAUGAGUUGUCUUUGUCAGAUCAACAGGAAAAGAUAAAGAAACUAACAAUCAUUGAGGGAUUGGAAGGAUUAACUAAUACUGGCAAGAGGAGAGCGUACCAAAUCGGAAAAUUCAUUAAACAAAGAUAUGGGCCGCAGGGCUAUGGUCUCUUAUCCAGUAUAUACCUUCAAGAUGAGAUAAUGUUAAGAAGCACUGACAAGGAGAGGACAAAAAUGACAGCUCAAAUGGCAAUGGCUGCUGUCUAUCCACCUGAUUCUGAGCAGCAAUGGGAUGAUGGGCUCGGCAAAGUCUGGCAACCUGUACCAUACACAGCCGUACCAUUGAAGGAGGAUUAUCUCCGUUACUACUCAAACUGCAAGCGUUUUAAAGAAUUAAUGGCUAUCGCGAAGUCUGAAUCACUGUACCAGGAAUUCAGACCCUAUACGGAGCUCUUCAAGUUGGUGCAGAUGACGACAGGAAAGGACUUCAGUGAAGAUCCGCUUCUUUUUGAGACCCUCUUCGAUUUGUUUAAGAGUCAGGUAAGCCUUGGUCUAGACAUACCAAACUGGGCAAAACCGGUUCUGCCGAAAUUGGGAGAAGCUGCAAAACUAGCGUACAGGCUUUAUUACAGAACAGAAGAGAUGAGACGUCUUGGUGGAGGUGUUAUAUUAAACCACUUCAUUGAGACGGCGUUAGACAUAAUUAACGGGAAGAACGUGACCAAGAGAUUCCAUAUGUACUCAGCCCAUGACUUCAACAUUGGAUCCCUUAUGGAAGUCACUGGGGUCUCCAAACACGAGCAACCAGUUCCAGAGUAUGGUGCUGUCUUUGGAUUAGAGCUCUUCCGUUCGAGGGUGACGGGAGAAUUUAGCGUGCUUCCGAUAUAUGUGGCGAAAGCCGGUGAAUCUUCUCUUCAAAAGUUGCACUUCACCUACUGCGACGCAAGGGAAAGUUACUGUAAUUUCGACAAGUUUAGAAAUUCAACUCGUCAUCAAGUUCUUCCAGAAUGGGAGUUCUACAGUAUUUGUGAUAUUAGGACUGAGCUGUGAUAGUAAUGAGUAAUUUAAGUUUACAAUUUUUCUCUACGUUCCUGUUGCACUGUAAUAAUUAACGCCUGACAAUUAAUUUAGAGCAAUAUGCUAAAGAGUCAAUCGUUACAUAAUAUGUUAGGCGUAUAAAUUUACAUUGUGCCUUGCUAUUAAGUUAAUUACUUUAUUAAUAUGUACCGUUAUAUUUUGCAGUUGCUGUGAUAUAGAGGUUUUAUAUUUCAUAAGUUUGAUAUUUGAUUCAAAACAAGAUCAAUUAAAAUAGCAAUAAAUUUUUCAUAGUCUUUAUUGAAUUCAUAGUGUGUAUUACGUCCUGUAUAGGAUAAUUUUAUAAGCCAUGUGUUUUUUUGUUUAUCAAGCUCGAACAACAAACUAUUGUUAGCACUAAUUUAAAUAAAUGACAUGAUAUGACAAUGAUAUUGUGCCAUGAAGCCAUGAUUUCUAUAGCCUAAUUGUUUUGUAUAAAUGAUUUUAUCAAAUAAUUACAUUUGUGAAUGUACCUACAUAAUAUUAUGUACUUAAAAGAUAAUAUUGAAAUAAAAUUGUGUUUUAUAUGAAUAAACUGAUCUAUUAAUUACGUUGUGCAUAAA